AUGUUGAGUUUGCAGAAAAAUAUUUGGUACAGUCUCCUACUCCUUCAAUGUACCCUGAACACAGUUGCAACGAAGGAUGACCUUCGCCAUGUCAACCCCCUGAUCGGGUCAACCAAUGGCGGCAAUGUAUUCGCAGGUGCAAGUCUCCCCUAUGGCAUGGCAAAACCCGUCGCCGACGUCGAUGGUCAGAAUACUGGAGGAUUCUCGACUGAUGGGAGCAAUGUCACCGGCUUCUCGCAUAUGCAUGACAGUGGUACAGGCGGGAACCCGUCUAUGGGAAAUUUUCCUCUGUUCCCACAGUACUGCAAAGACAAUAUCGUGGAUAAUUGCAAGUUCCCUAAGUCUGCUCGCGCGGUUCACUACAAGAAUGGCUCUGUGGUUGCGCAUCCUGGCUACUUCGCCUUGACACUUGAGAAUGGCAUUAAGGCCGAGAUGACUGCGGCACGGCGCACGGCGUUGUACCGUUUUACUUUCCCCAAAGGACGGACGGCGGACGGUGAUGACCUGAAUCCUUUCAUAUCGGUGGAUCUAACUGAUCUGUGGGAUAGUCGACAGAAUGCAUCCAUCAGCCUCGACGCCGAUAAAGCGCGAAUCAAAGGCAAUGGUACUUUCUUGCCGAGCUUUGGGGCUGGCUCAUACAAGUCAUAUUUCUGUGUUGAUUUCGGUGACACAGUGGAUGUCAGCGACAGCGGAAUAUGGGUCAAUGACCGAGCUGGAUCAGUGCAGGAGUUGUUUGUCACUCGCGGCUUCAACAACUUCUAUCUCCAAGCUGGAGGCUAUAUGACCUUUGAUCGUCCAAACAAUGGAAUUGUAACAGUGAGGGUGGGUGUCAGCUUUAUCAGCUCGGAUCAAGCCUGCACAAAUGCCGAAGGGGAAGUGCCUAAGCUGGAAAGUUCCUUUGAUAAUCUGCGCAAAAGUACCGAAGCUGCAUGGAAGGAGAAACUCAGUCCUAUCAAGAUUACUCCAGGCGGUGCUAGCAAUAAUAUGAUCAGCAGUUUCUGGAGUGGUAUCUACCGGACCAUGUUAUCACCUCAAGAUCUGACAGGGGAAAAUCCACUCUGGAAAAGCGAUGAGCCAUACUUUGACUCUUUCUACUGCCUAUGGGAUGCUUUCCGGUCACAGCAUCCGUUUCUCACAAUCAUUGACCCAAAGGCACAGUCAAAAAUGGUGCGUAGCUUGCUGGACACCUUCAAGCACGAAGGGUGGCUGCCCGAUUGUCGCAUGAGCCUCUGCAAAGGCUGGACGCAGGGAGGGUCGAAUGCCGAUAUUGUUCUGGCAGAUGCUUACGUGAAGAAUCUGACUGGUAUUGACUGGGAGCUUGCCUACAAAGCUAUGUUAAACGAUGCGGAGAACGAGCCACUCGAAUGGUCAUAUGAAGGGCGAGGGGGUCUGCAGAGCUGGAAACACCUCCAUUACAUCCCGUACCUUGACUUCGACUAUAUUGGCUUUGGUACCAAUUCUCGGAGUAUCUCGCGAACAGUGGAAUACGCAUACAAUGACUACGCUCUCUCUGUGGUAGCCAAAGGUCUCGGCAAAAAGGAUUAUACCACUUAUUUGUCUCGCUCUGGCAACUGGCAGAACUUGUACAAAGACGAUCAGAAAUCGCUGCUGGGGAAUGGAACAGAUACUGGUUUUACUGGGUUCUUUCAGCCAAGGUACAUCAAUGGAACUUGGGGCUAUCAGGAUCCCAUUGCAUGCAGUGCUCUGGCGUCGUGGUGCUCCCUCACCUCGAACCCUUCAGAGACAUUCGAGUCUAGCAUCUGGGAGUACCCAUUUUUCGUCCCUCACGACAUGGCAAAGUUGAUCAAGAUGGUAGGCGGCCCGAAGUCCUUCGUAUCUCGGUUGGACUAUUUCCAUACAUCUGGUUUGGCAGACAUGGGCAAUGAACCUGUCUUCUUGACUGUGUACGACUAUCACUAUGCCGGACGCCCUGGUCUGUCUGCCAGUCGAGCCCACGCUUACAUCCCAUCUUCUUUCAACGACACGCACAACGGGCUACCUGGCAACGACGACUCGGGAGCAAUGGGUUCAUUCCUGGCAUGGAGCUUGAUGGGUCUAUUCCCUAAUCCAGGUCAAAAUGUGUACCUGAUUAUUCCUCCGUUCUUUGAGGCCGUCGCAAUCACUCACCCUGAAACCAACCAAACUGCUACCAUUCGAAAUGUCAACUUUGACAGAACCUACAAGAAAAUUUAUAUCCAGAGUGCCAAACUUAACGGGAAGCCAUACACGAAGAGCUGGAUUGGACAUGAGUUCUUUACUCAAGGAAUGACACUGGAGUUGACACUCGGGGACAAGGAGAGCAAAUGGGGUACACGUAAGGGUGACUUACCUCCGAGUUUGAGCGACUCGGUCGCUACGUUUGCAGAUCACGAUGAUGUUUAG
Messenger RNA from Penicillium griseofulvum, 2382 nucleotides. Its product is annotated as GH92 family glycosyl hydrolase. Gene Ontology annotation, cellular component: nucleus; cytosol. Gene Ontology annotation, biological process: protein deglycosylation; glycoprotein catabolic process; carbohydrate metabolic process. NCBI's taxonomy places the organism in Eukaryota, Fungi, Ascomycota, Eurotiomycetes, Eurotiales, Aspergillaceae. The coding region runs from base 1 to 2382 and encodes 793 amino acids. The transcript has 2 exons. The record is from RefSeq and is a predicted model, not a curated record. Gene Ontology annotation, molecular function: peptide-N4-(N-acetyl-beta-glucosaminyl)asparagine amidase activity; carbohydrate binding.